Messenger RNA from Cornus florida, 717 nucleotides. Its product is annotated as protein NOI4-like. Bases 133 to 366 code for a protein of 77 amino acids. The transcript is spliced from 3 exons. The record is from RefSeq and is a predicted model, not a curated record. Lineage: Eukaryota; Viridiplantae; Streptophyta; Magnoliopsida; Cornales; Cornaceae.
AUUCAUAUAAUUAUUCCUAUAUAUAUAUAUAUAUAUAUACAUAUACCCCUCUCUCUCUCCUCGCUCUCGCUCUCUCUCGCUGUAUAGCUGCUUUAGUAAUUUUCCGCCCAGAAGAAUAUUCAUCGCGAAUUCAUGUCUGAAAAGGGACAGCCAUUACCCAAGUUUGGUGAAUGGGAUGUCAAUGAUCCUGCUUCAGCUGAUGGAUUUACUGUGAUCUUUAAUAAGGCCAGGGAUGAGAAAAAGACAGGUGGCCAACCUGAGUCACCAGGAAAAAUGGAUCCGAAUGUUAAGCAUGGAGUGAAUCCUGCCAAGCCAGUGGCUAAAAAAUGGUUUUGCUGCCUGCAAAAACCAAAUGCAGAGUCUUGAUGAAUUCCUUCCCGUGUAAAAGCUUUCAGUGGAAGAGCGUGUUCAUAAUUGGCCCCACCACAUUUUCUAAGGGUAGGAGCUGUAAAGUGGACAUGGAUGCUGCUGGGAUCCAUGUUGUGUGUUGAACUGCGUUGUAAUGAUGGUAGACCUCAAACGAUAUUGUAUCUAUAUAUUACUGGUUUGGUGGGUUAUUGUUUGAAGCUAAGCUACUUUUUUGUUCUCUUCUCUGUCCUCUCUCGUGUAUGGUUUGUAGAGUUUUUGUCUUUGAUACAUGUGUGUGUGUGUGUGUGUGUUUUUUUUUCCUUUCUCUUUGAACCAUUAUGUUGCAAAUAGUGGAAUGGUUUUGAUUUA